Setaria italica (foxtail millet) is the source of this 2900-nucleotide messenger RNA. Its product is annotated as putative receptor protein kinase ZmPK1. Gene Ontology annotation, molecular function: protein serine/threonine kinase activity; ATP binding. Bases 105 to 2558 code for a protein of 817 amino acids. The transcript has a single exon. Gene Ontology annotation, biological process: protein phosphorylation; recognition of pollen. NCBI's taxonomy places the organism in Eukaryota, Viridiplantae, Streptophyta, Magnoliopsida, Poales, Poaceae. The record is from RefSeq and is a predicted model, not a curated record.
UCACUAGGAGGUUCAGUCCGUUACCGUUUUAAGUAGUAGAAAGCUUCCCUGAACUCGUCCAUCCAACAUCCCCAAACCAAGGCUAUUCACCUGGCUAACACACUAUGCGUAUUCGAUUCGUAGUUUCAAUGCCAACACAGCAGUGCAACAUGCUGGGGAAAUCCACCAGUCUCGCCUUACUGAUUUUUCUUCACUCACUUUCGCCGUGCUCGUCGGCGCCGGCGCCGUCGCAGCUGGGCGCCGGCUCCACCCUCUCCGUGGAAGACCACGUGCGGUCCUUCCUCGUGUCCCCCGACGCCACCUUCUCCUGCGGCUUCCUGGAGGCCGGCGAGAACGCCUUCUCGUUCUCCGUCUGGUACACCGGCUCAGCGGACAAGACCGCCGUCUGGACGGCGAGCCCCGGCGCGCCUGUGAACGGCAGGGGAUCCAGGAUCACGUUCCGCCACGACGGGGGCCUGGCCCUCGCCGACGCCAACGGGACCGCCGUGUGGGAGAGCAAGACGAGCGGCGGGGGUCUCGUCAUCUCCCUCCUCGACACCGGAAACCUCGUCAUCUCGGACCCAUCUAACAACGGCGGCCCCGCCCCGUGGCAGAGCUUCGACUGGCCGACGGACACGCUGGUCCCGUCGCAGCCGCUCACCAAGCACAUGAAGCUCGUCGCCGGCUACUUCAGCCUCUACUACGACAACGACAACGUGCUGCGCCUCCUCUACGACGGCCCCGACACGUCGAGCAUCUACUGGCCGUCUCCGGAUAACACCGUGUUCGGGAACGCCCGGACAAACUACAACAGCUCCAGGAUCGCUGUCCUCGACGACACCGGCGUGUUCUUGUCCAGCGACAACCUGGCAGUCCGUGCCUCCGACCUCGGCCCCGGCGUCAAGAGACGGCUGACCAUCGAUCCGGACGGCAACGUGAGGAUCUACAGCCUCAACGCGACAACCGGGGGCUGGAAGGUGACAUGGGCGGCGAUGGCGCAGCCAUGCUCCGUGCACGGCGUGUGCGGCCAGAACGCGACCUGCGAGUACCAGCCGGGCCUCAGAUGCUCGUGCCUGCCCGGUUACGAGAUGUCCGACCGGGAGGACUGGCGCAAAGGUUGCAAGCCCAUGUUCGGCGUCACCAACUGCAGCCAAGACCAAGCGGCGGCGCCGGAAGAGCGGUUCAAGUUCGUCAGGGUGCCGCAGACUGACUUCUACGGCUACGACCUGGGGUACAACAGCUCUGUUACGUUCGAGCACUGCAAGAAGCUGUGCUUGGAGAUGUGCUUGUGCACCGCCUUCUCCUACCGGCUUACAGGCAUCGGCGUCUGCUACCCAAAAGGCACGCUCUUCAACGGCUACACAUCUCCAAAUUUCCCCGGGAGCAUCUACAUCAAGCUACCGAUCGAUUUCGACACCUCGGCGCAGUCGGUCUCUGCUCGUAGCUCCGAAGGCCUUGCCUGCAAUCCUAACGGUCCCAAGAUCGUCCAAGGAUCUCCAGACACGUUCCGGAGACCAAGAAACAACACGAAGUGGUCGUACCUGUAUGCGUUUGCCACGGUGCUGGGAGUUCUUGAUGUUAUCUUCAUUGCAACAAGCUGGUGGUUUCUUUCCAGCAAGCAGAGCAUACCCAGUUCGCUGGAGGCAGGAUACAGGAUGGUUACGGGCCAGUUCAGGAGGUUCACGUACCGGGAGCUCAAGGACGCAACGGGGAACUUCAAGGAAGAGCUCGGCCGGGGCGGCUCCGGAGUCGUGUACCGCGGCGUGCUCGACAAAGGGAAAGUGGUGGCGGUGAAGAAGCUGACGAACGUGGCGGGAGGCGACGAGGAGUUCUGGGCGGAGAUGACGGUGAUCGGCCGGAUCAACCACAUCAACCUCGUUAGGAUCUGGGGGUUCUGCUCCCAGGGCAAGCGUAAGUUGCUGGUGUACGAGUAUGUCGAGAAUGAGUCACUGGACAGGCACCUGUUCGCCACGGAUAGAACAUUGUCGUGGCGCGAGCGAUACAGGAUCGCGCUGGGGACAGCCAGGGGCCUCGCCUACCUCCACCACGAGUGCCUGGAGUGGGUCAUCCACUGCGACGUGAAGCCGGAGAACAUCCUGCUGACGCGGGAGUUCGACGCCAAGAUCGCCGACUUCGGGCUCGCCAAGCUGUCCAAGAGGGACGGCGCCGGCGACAGUAGUAUGCAGCUCACCCACAUGAGAGGGACGACGGGGUACAUGGCGCCGGAGUGGGCGCUGAACGUGCCCAUCAACGCCAAGGUCGAUGUGUACAGCUACGGCAUCGUGCUGCUGGAGAUCGUGAUCGGGAGCAGGAUCUCCGAACAGAGGACAGCCGGUGGUGAGCGGCUGGAGAUGUUGCAGACCGCUGAGGUCCUGAGGCAGGUGGUGGCCAGUGGGGACAUCGCGCCCUUGGUGGAUGGCAGGCUGCAGGGGCAGUUCAAUCCCCGGCAGGCCCUGGAAAUGGUGCGGAUUUCCUUGUCGUGCAUGGAGGAGAGGAGCAAAAGGCCCACCAUGGACGACAUCGCCAAGGUUCUAAUGGUGUGUGACGAUGAGGACGAGCACCCCGCUUAUCGAUCGUGAGUUGCGAUCACCCGACCCAGGAAGUGGCCACCAAAAUUGAUUAAAUGCGGCUGGAUUACUUUAGCAGAGGAAGUGUGCCGCCGCUGAUUACAUCUUAGCUAUAGCUUAGAGGUACAACAGUUUGCAUGAUGGGUACAGGUAGCUCACAGAUGAUGCAAAAUGCUCAAUUAUUUGUCAUAUAAAAUUUAGAUAUUUUGCUGUACAAAAGAUAAAAUUAUUAUUAUCUUACUAUUACUAAUUAAGAGUUUCUUUAGAGCCUCCAUGUUGAACCUGACUAGUCAGGUCAGUCACUCCAGAAUAAAAAAGAUAACUCCUAAUAAUUCUUACAAAAAUCGGAAACAU